UAUCGCUCCCGUUCCUGCAUCCAGAAGAGUCUUUCUGUUUUCACUCCUCACGCGUUUCAACAUGGACUUAGUAAAUUUUCUGCUUUCUAUUGCAGUCACCGCCUGCACAGUGAAAGUUUCUCAUCAAGGGCCAAACCAGCGCAGACUGUACAGUGACCUGAUGAAUGGAUACAACCCACUAGUGAGACCAGUCCAGAAUGACUCUCAGUGUCUCAUUGUUUCCUUCGGCCUCACCCUCAUGCAAAUAAUGGAUGUGGAUGAGAAGAACCAGGUUUUAACAACCAACAUUUGGCUACAGCUGUACUGGACUGACUAUUACCUCCAGUGGAAUCCAUUGGAUUAUCCAGGUGUGUCCAAUGUGAGAUUUCCUGACCAUCUCAUUUGGAAACCAGACAUUCUGCUGUAUAACAGUGCGGACGAAAGGUUCGAUGCUACGUUCCGUACCAACAUUUUGGUCAACUCCUCGGGCACCUGUUCCUACCUACCUCCAGGGAUUUUCAAGAGCACCUGCCACAUCGAUGUGCGUUGGUUCCCGUUUGAUGUCCAAAGAUGUGACCUGAAGUUUGGUUCCUGGACAUACGGGGGUUGGUCUCUGGACUUAAAGGUGAUGGAUGCAGAUAUCAGCAAUUACAUUGCCAACGGAGAGUGGGAUCUUGUUGAGGUUCCAGGACAAAGGAAUGAGCAUUUCUACGGCUGUUGUGAGGAACCGUACCCUGACGUCACCUUCACCGUGGUGAUGCGCAGACGGACGCUCUACUAUGGCCUCAAUCUUCUCAUCCCAUGCGUUCUGAUCUCUACUCUGGCCCUGCUUGUCUUCCUCCUGCCUGCUGACUCUGGAGAGAAAAUCUCCCUGGGUAUUACGGUCCUGCUCUCUCUGACUGUCUUUAUGCUGCUAGUUGCAGAGAUUAUGCCUGCCACAUCAGACUCUGUGCCUUUAAUAGCUGAAUAUUUUGCCACUACAAUGGUCAUUGUCGGUCUCUCAGUGAUUGCUACAGUUCUGGUCCUGCAAUAUCAUCACCACGACCCUGAUGGAGGCAAGAUGCCAAAAUGGACCCGUGUGAUCCUCCUGCAUUGGUGUGCCUGGUUCCUGCGUAUGAGGCGUCCGGGUGAGGAGCGAGUGCGUUCAGCCUGUCACAACAAGCCUCGACGGAGCAGCCUGACCAGCAUAGACCUCAACAUGAGCACCUCAGCCUCCCAAUGCACCAAUGGCAACAUGCUCUAUGUCGGCGUGCGUGGCCUGGAGAGCAUUCACUGCUCCACUGCUGCCACCUCGUCUGACUCCGGGGUCCUCUGCGGACGUCUGGUUGGACGGGCAGGCGAGGACGAGAUGCUCAUCCCAGCAGGUCAGGUCACCCCAGUUGGAAGCCUAGAAUUAGAGAUGGCCAAGAUCCUGGAUGAGGUGCGCUACAUCGCGAAAAGGUUCCGCGACCAAGACGAGGGUGAGUCUGUGUGCAACGAGUGGAAAUUCGCCGCCUCCGUUAUCGACAGGCUUUGUCUCAUGGCUUUCUCACUCUUCACUAUCCUCUGCACUAUUGGUAUCCUCAUGUCAGCACCCAACUUUGUAGAGGCAAUUUCCAAAGACUUUUUCACUUAGUUGUUCCCAGGAAAUAAAUGAUUCAUCAAAUAUUAAAGCCUACACCAAUCACUGUUCUCACAAAGUAACCAUUUUCAAACACACGGGGUAGUCAUUUGGAUACACUUACCCAUACUUAAUCCAAAGUUAAAUGUAGAAUGUAUGUGAUACAUAAACAGCUGAAUAUAUGCAUCACAUUACAUUAUUGAAAACUAGCUUUUCUCUUUUCUAUCACACAGCCUGGCUUCACACCCUGAUCCUGUUGUACUGUAUGAUUCUCUAAACUGCAUAGUAUUGCUUCAAUGAUACAAUUUGCUAACCUGGCAAGAAUGCUGUUAUUAGUUAUGCUGUGUUACCUGUGUAUUACUGUGCAUUAUAAUGUUUCUGUAAUGUGUAAUGUGGUCCAUAUACAUAACGGCUACUGUACCUUCUAUUCAAAUGUAUUUCAUGUAGCACAUUUCUAUAUCAUACAUUACGUUGUAUUACAAUCAUAAGUAGAACCAAAAGCCUUGAUUUAAAUGUCUUCUUACUUGGUUUUACUUACUGUUUAUAUUUGUAUGAUUUGAUCACUAAGAAUUUCUCAUCGUUCAAAAUGUUGUAUGUUUCAUUUUUUAUCAGUUACUUUCAAUGGGUUGAUUCUU
Molecule: messenger RNA, 2214 nt
Organism: Pundamilia nyererei
Lineage: Eukaryota; Metazoa; Chordata; Actinopteri; Cichliformes; Cichlidae
Gene: chrna7a
Product: cholinergic receptor, nicotinic, alpha 7a (neuronal)
Exons: 10
Coding region: 62-1594 (510 amino acids)
Biological process (GO): monoatomic ion transmembrane transport
Cellular component (GO): postsynaptic membrane
Molecular function (GO): acetylcholine-gated monoatomic cation-selective channel activity; transmembrane signaling receptor activity
Source: RefSeq, a predicted model, not a curated record